AUCUCUACCUGGCUGGCCUACUGUAAGUACACAGUCCUAUUUAUACACAGGCGCAUACUAUUGUUACCAUUACACAUGUAAGCUAUCCAGGGACACACGACUGCACAUAUCACCACCCCACAGCAAGCUAGCACCUACAGCAGUAAACAUGCCGUUCAUCAUGUGCUAUACCAACCUCUCAAAGGACAAGUUACCAGAUGGCUUUGUAAAAUGGAUCUCUGAGCUAGUCAGUGACGUACUGACCAAACCAAUGGAGAGGAUUACCACCACGGUAUCGACGGAUUUAGAGAUGAUGAGAAUGGGUAGCUCAGACCCAACAAUGUUGAUCCAAAUACAUUCUAUCGGCGUGUUCGACGCCGAUCGUAACCCUGGCUACACAGAGAAACUCAACAAAGCCAUCCACGAGAAACUCGAACUACCAGCUAACAGGGUCGCCCUCCAAUAUCUUCCAGUUGAUAAGGUUAUGGUAGGCAACGUUCCGUAGUGGACGUAGACUUAAAAACUGGAGAGAAAACAGACAUUUCAAUGACGGUCAGAGAUAAUUAAUCAAAUAAAAACCAAAAUAUAUUCAGAUCAAUACAUGUGUACCUCAGUGGGAAACGGGAGGCAUCGUGUUGAUUGUUUUUCGUAGCUAAAAUAUGAUGUGCUGGCAGAAGAGAGGAACGUUUUAGUUUAAACCAGUCAGGCGUAGGUGAUUGAACAGCCAUAUCCACUCUGUGAUGCAACUAUGCGAUAAACAUUCAUUAGACACAACCAUGAUUUGUUUUUUAAUAUGUUACAUUUGUAUGAAAGACAAUAACCUUCUUCAGACGUAUAAUGUGGUAAGAUAAUUUGUGACCACGUAAGCCAGCUGAUAUACCUACACACCUGUGUCCCAACAGCGCUUCAUUAGGUCAAGUCCUCUCAAACAGAGAUAUCUCGUCCUUACAGUGUAGGUGUGUACAGACCAUCUUUACACACGUAUCGUUUGAAAUAGGUAAUCGACUAUCCUUGUAAAGUUGUGAACGGCAAAACAACUUAUGGUAAUACAUAAUCAAUUUUCAUGCGAUAUCUUAUUCUCAUUCUAAAAGUGUAUAAAUAGUAUCGAGUUUAUUAAUCAAAUUAUUUAUUUUUUGUUUCAAUGAUGGUAAAAGCUUCUAUAGGAAAACCUUAUCACAAAAGAAACACUUUAAUCGGGAGUAAAAGUUGAUACGUAAGAACAACGACAGAAAUUGACGGCAGAUCAAAACAGAAAGAAAAAAUAUGAACCUGAAUAAACCACGGGCUCAGUGUAUAUUUACGUCACACGUAUAUGUCAUAUGUCACACCGUCAAAUUUAGUGGUUUUGUCAUUAAUGAAAUAUCUAUAAACAAUUGUAAAGAAAAAGUCCUUUGUUAAUUUGAAUCAUACGAGCUGAUACUGGGUUUUUUAUCACAGUUUUGACAUCUUCACUGUCUUCUUUUGGCUUUAUCUAUAUUACCAACAAACCUUUAACCUAUCACCAACAAACCUUUAACCUAUCACCAACAAACCUUUAACAUAUCACCAAUAAACCUUUAACAUAUCACCAACAAACCUUUAACAUAUCACCAACAAACACGUAAUGCAUUACAAAGUGAUCAUUUUGGAUUAAAAGACAUUAUAAUCAUGUCUUAGAAAGUUUGCGAUUGGAAAUUCCCCGAAUCUAACAGGAAACACCAUUACAGGAACAGGGUUACCCUAUGUGGUGCAAGAGAACCAUAUCCUUUCAAGGUAGAUGGUUUCGGCUCUGGGUUUCAUCCAAAUGGAUUAAUACGGCAUUACUUUUGAUUUUAUCUCUCCUCAGUUAAAACUGUUGUCUUUUCAUUUCAAAAUUAUUUUUAUUGUUUCAAUUAACAAUAGGAUUGGGCACAGGCAUUGCCUAUACAAGUCCUUUCCAUAUAGAAAAGACAUACAUUUCAACCAUAUACUACGUAUAAAUAGAAGAUGUAAUAUAUUCAGAUAGGUAGAUACAAUGUAGGGUAGGCUGAACUAAUAAGCCAAUUUUAUAUACAUUGUACAGAACACAGAGAUUAACAGUCUAAUUAGAACACCCCAUAUUAUAACAGCGUAGAUAUAGUGCUUGGUUAGGGCACUUCAAAGUCACUAUCGUCUUUUGCGUUCCUAUUUGGCCUAAUGUGUACGCGCUGUAGUAGUAUUUCAUGUUAAGGUUUAUUCACAGUUCACAAAAACUUCCUUUCAUAUCUUGUCCGGUAUAUAUUAACAAGAAGGCAUUAUCAGGGAUUUCUUGUAACCUAAAAAAAUAACAUUUGGGUGUGCUUAUAUUUGAUAUUUGUAACAUUUCCAUUCAUAUGGAAUAGAGGGUAAGUGUGCAAUAAUAAAAGCAUUACACAAUUCAAAAUACAUCGUAAAUUUUGGUUUAGCUAACUAUAAUUACAUAUAGGUAGAAUUAAAAACUCAAUGGUGAUGCUAUUAUGUAUCAACUGAUAUAGGUCGUUAAAGUAUUUGUUUGCAUUACAACUGUAAAUCAAUUUGACGUUUUUGACAUUCACUUUGAUUUGGAAAUGAGGUUAGCCUGCAAUGCUUUAAGCAACACACGUACAUUUUGGUUUAGAUAACUAUGAUUACAUAUAGAUAGAAUAAACAACUCAAGAGUGAUGAUAUUAUGUAUAAACUGAUAUAGGUUGUUACAGUAUUUGUUUGCAUUGCAACUGUAAAUAAAUUGUUA
Messenger RNA from Mizuhopecten yessoensis (Yesso scallop), 2686 nucleotides. RefSeq names its product D-dopachrome decarboxylase-like. Lineage: Eukaryota; Metazoa; Mollusca; Bivalvia; Pectinida; Pectinidae. Bases 149 to 484 code for a protein of 111 amino acids. Gene Ontology annotation, molecular function: phenylpyruvate tautomerase activity. The record is from RefSeq and is a predicted model, not a curated record. The transcript has 3 exons.